ACAGAAAGACAUGUCCCGCACUCACUCGGAGCACCUGUUUGCGCGCCGCACAGCUCGCCGAGAAUUCUACAUCUUACCGAGAUGUCAAACGCGGACAGAGUCGUGUUAGCUCUCGGUGGAGCGGGCGUAGUGGGAUCCGGCGUCGUGAAGGCGCUUCUUGAUAAAGGUUUCAAGGUUGCUGUUAUAUCCAGAGACAGCAACAGACUGGAGAAACUGAAGGCAUUCGUUUCACCGUCCACCAAAGACAGACUAAUCACUGUGGUUGGAAACGUAGGCUCGGAGGAGGGAGCAGAGGAAGCGAGGCAGGCUCUGCUGAAGGCGGCUGGGAAGGUGACUGACGUGGUGUCCUCCUUGGGCUUUAGCUGGUGGCAGGGGGGCCCCCCCCACACCCAGACUCUCAAGGAGUUGAACUGGGUCCUGGAGACACUUUUGUUAAGCACCUUUGUGUCCUGGAAGGCUUUCUUCCCACUGGUGAGAGACAACCCUAACGGCACCUACACCUUUAUUACAGGGGGCGCCGGAGAGCGGCUGCUGAUGCCGGGCACUGGAUUCCUGACACUGGGGGCAGCGAGUGCACUGGCGUUCUGCCAGGUGCUGCGGGAGGAGUACGCAGAGGUGCCCUGUAAACUCAUCCAGCUGAAGGUCAACAGCGGUGUGGCAGCACCUGAGCGCAUGGGCCCCGGAUACCUGAGCCACCUGGAGUUGGGGGAGGCUGUGGCUCGCGUGAUCCAGCAGAGAAGCGCGGCUCAUAGUGUCUUUACUAUCAAUUGCUCCGCUGAUCUCAGAAACAUCCCCUCAGAGGGCGGCAUGUGAACCCCCAAACCCACACUCUGCUACCCUGUAGAUGCCCCCCCAAACUCACUAGCACCAAACUCUAACACAAUCCCUGCCUAUUCAUUCUGAAAAUUAAUAUCCUAAGCAAAACCUUCAGGACGUUUGGGAAGACAAACCAUUAUAUGACCAUACAAAACUCCCAGUACAUUUUGUUAAUAUAUACCACUAUAUAACCGUGCAACACCCCCAGUACAUUUUAGAGUCAUAUACAACUACAUAACAUUUUGUUAAUAUAUACCACUAUAUCACUGUGCAACACCCCUGGUGCUUUUUUUGUAAUAUACACCACUACAGCACUGUGCAACAUCCCUGGUGCAUUUUGUUAAUAUAUACUUCUACAUCACUGUGCAACACCCCCAGUACAUUUUAUUAAUAUAUACCACUAUACAACACCCUCAAUACAUUUUGGUAAUGUAUGCCACUACACUGUGCAACACCCCCGGGGCAUUUUGUUAAUAUAUACCACUGUAUCACUAUGCAAUGCAUCCAGGACAUUUUGACAAUAUACCCCACUAUUUCACUGGGCAAAAUGCCACGUACAGUUUGUUAAUAUAUACCACUACAUCACUGUGCCACACCCCUGGUGCAUUUAGGCAAUAUAUACCACUACAUCACUGUGCAACACCCCCAGUACAUUUUGGUAAUAUAUACCACUAUACAACACCCCCAAUACAUUUUGGUAAUAUAUACCACUACAUUGUGCAACACCCCUUUGGCAUUUUGUUAAUAUAUACCACUGUAUCACUGUGCAACGCAUCCAGGACAUUUUGACAAUAUACUCCACUAUUGCACUGUGCAAAAUGCUCAGUACAGUUUGUUUGCCUAUACUGCUAUACAUAUACCACCAUGCAAUGACAUCCAACGCUUUUAAAAUAUACCAUUUACCACAGCAAAUUACCAUGACAACAUGCCAAAUUUUUACAAAACACAGAAUCCCUACCCUCAGCAGUGUUUUGUUAUGAGAAUGUCACUUCUACAGUACAUCCAUUAAUUCUGUUCAAGAACCAUAUUUAUAUAAAUAUAGAUACUUCGCACUCUACGGCUUGUUUUGGUCCCUGUGUUUUUGUCAAAAUCACAAGGGUAGUAAAUGAUUAGCAGUACCAUAGUGCAGAACAGAUGAGAAGACUUACUCUGGUGACUCAGGGGCAAGUAUCUCAAACCCUUAGUAGGUUUUGAGAUACUGGCCCCAGUGGCACCUAAGAAGCAGAAGUGUCUUAAUCAAGGCAAUAUGAACGCUGCCCCCAACCCCCCAAACUUGGCACAGUCACUGAAGUAGAGGCAUUCAGCCAAGAUUUGAUCAAAUGACACUUUACCACUGACCUCCUUGAUGGGAGAAAAGAGCCGUUAAUCGCCCCCCCGUCGAUGGGACGGAGUCAGUCUCCGAGAGGUUUAACCUCUCAGGGGUUGCUUUGUAGGAUUCCAUUGGGAUUAACCAAUCAGCAAUCAAUUGCAUGAAUGUAGAAACAUCCUUCCUUCCAUAAGCACUUCCUGUCCCAACCGCCAGGCAGCCACAACCACUGCCUUAUACAGCUCAUACCCAUUAUCUUCCUGUUUGGGCUUCAUACUGUCGUCUCUUACUAUCACCUCAUUUGCAUGUUUCAAUAAAUUGUGUUUGCAAGAAAAUG
This is a messenger RNA of Paramormyrops kingsleyae, 2459 nucleotides long. RefSeq lists its product as uncharacterized. The record is from RefSeq and is a predicted model, not a curated record. Gene Ontology annotation, cellular component: mitochondrion. NCBI's taxonomy places the organism in Eukaryota, Metazoa, Chordata, Actinopteri, Osteoglossiformes, Mormyridae. Gene Ontology annotation, molecular function: 2,4-dienoyl-CoA reductase (NADPH) activity. Gene Ontology annotation, biological process: fatty acid beta-oxidation.